Pieris brassicae (large cabbage white) is the source of this 2506-nucleotide messenger RNA. RefSeq names its product putative glutathione-specific gamma-glutamylcyclotransferase 2. The transcript has 3 exons. NCBI's taxonomy places the organism in Eukaryota, Metazoa, Arthropoda, Insecta, Lepidoptera, Pieridae. The record is from RefSeq and is a predicted model, not a curated record. Gene Ontology annotation, biological process: glutathione catabolic process. Gene Ontology annotation, molecular function: glutathione specific gamma-glutamylcyclotransferase activity; gamma-glutamylcyclotransferase activity. The coding region runs from base 257 to 1108 and encodes 283 amino acids. Gene Ontology annotation, cellular component: cytoplasm.
CAAUUUAGUCUGUGACCAGAACUAGUAGUGUAUACAGUGUUAAUGUUAACUCGUUGCGGUUUGGACUUGAUUAUUAGCUUAAUUUUUACGUGUUGUGAUUUUAUGACUACUGCAAUGUUAUAAAUUCUAAAAUAAACAAUGAUAACAAAAAUAUAAAGAUAUAAAAAUAUUUCGUAGACGUCUUUCUACAAUUCCACUUUCUCUUUGGUCUUAAAAAGAAAAAUUUCAAGAAGUUGCGCGCGAUUAAAAUUUAAAAAUGGAAUAUUUUAAUAAUUCUUCUGAGACAGACAAGCAGAAUUUCUUACCAGCCGAGUUAAGAGAAAAAGAUGAAUUUGUGAACGGUAGACCAAAAUUUAAAGAACCAUUCUGGAUUUUCGGAUAUGGUUCUCUCUGCUGGAAUCCUGGCUUUGAAUAUCAGCAAUCAGUAACUGGAUAUGUAAAAGGAUUUUCGAGAAGAUUUUGGCAGGGGAAUACUACACACCGUGGUACGGAUUCGAAGCCUGGACGAGUUGCAACAUUAGUUGAAGAUAAAGAGGGUGUCACUUGGGGCAAAGCAUUUCUUGUAGCAGCGGAUGACCACUCCGCUCUACCAUACCUCACAAAUAGAGAAUGUCAGUUGGGAGGCUACAGAACCUACACGGUACACUUUCAUCCGAAGUCCCUAUACUUUCCAACAAACCACUCACAUACUUCAAAUCACCUACAUAGUUCAACUUUCCCACAUAGUAUAAGCCAGAAAGACGCUGUUCUUUAUAUAGCAGUGCCGGAGAAUCGACACUGGCUGGGCGCAGCUCCCCUUCCAGAAAUAGCUAAACAAAUCUUAGAGUGCCGCGGUGCUUCCGGAUCUAAUGUUGAAUACCUCUUACGUUUAGCUGAUUUCAUGAGAGAAGAGGUACCUGAAGCGCUAGAUGAACAUCUUUUCUCAUUAGAAAGAUUAGUUAGGAAAUUCGCAUGUGAUAUGAAGAUCUGCCUACAGACUCUAAUGGUUGAUAAUAGAGUUGGCCCAAGUCAAGUGAGAGAAGGACAAAGUCAGGAAGAAGAAAAGGUUUCAAGUCUUCAAUUUGCUUCUAGAAUUCCUGAUAAGAAAUUGCGUUGUGUCAACAUGUGAUUUUGUUUGAUUUAAUGUUUGAACGUAUUUAUUGAUAAGUAUUUUUGCUGCUAAGCUCGAAGCGCUGGUUGCUCGUAGCAUAUAGAUUUUAUAUAGUAAAUUUUCCAACGUACAGCUUUUACUGACACAAUCACUUCUCCACGUUCUAUCCAAAGGCAAUUUGUCUUAAAGUUUUAGUUAACUUAGCAUUCCUUAACUCGUCUUCUAGAUGUUUUUGGGAUUUUGAAGUUUUUGGAAAUGUGACAAUUAGAGGAAAUAUUAUGACUAAGUUUUUAUUAUCUACCAAAUCAAAAUAUAGCUUUAUUCAAAUCGACAUUACGACGUUAGUGUAAGUUUUAAGGUAAAAGAUGACUACCCCACGCAAUGUAUAAUUAAAUCAUAUUAUUUGCGUGUGUGGCGACCAUGUUUUCUUUUGAAUUGUUUUAGUUGAGCAUAGCUGUGUCAUCAUUAGUUUCAUAAUAUUCAUUGUUCCUAGCAAUAGUUUGAUAAUAACAUUUGACAUAUGACAUGACAAUAUUAAAUAAAAAUGCUUUUCCUAUAGAGCAAUAAUCAAUUUCUGAUUCAAUUGUUUCAACAACAAUUACUUAAUAUAUUUUCUACUGUUUAUAUGUGAUAUCGCACUUUUUUCUGCGUAAUAGAAAAUUAUUACAUAUAAUUUCAACCAAUAAAAACUAAUAUUUUGACUUGUUGGACACAUUAUGAACACUAUUUUUUAAAUAGAAACUUGGAUAUAAAAUUCCGUAACUUUUUUAACCCAAAAUAAAAUGUUAGAAUAGAAAUUUUGUGUUAAUCAUUAAAAUAUGGUUUGGUAUUUAUAAAGAGAUUUUAGUUAUUAGCUAUUGUAUUAACUAGCUGAAAGCUGGUCUUAAUCUUAAGUUUUUUGCUAAUUCAUCCAAUGAGGACAAAGUUCUUAAAUCUAGAAAACAUUUCAAUACAAAGAAGAAAUGUAGCCAACAUUUGCCCGUUAAAUCAUUAUUUCUCAAAGUUUUGCAUGUGUUUUUAUGGUAUUAAUGUUUUCGUAUUAAAUUAGAUCAAAAGUUUAGAUCAUAAUUAACACAAUAGUCUCCAAAAGAAUUUGCCUAGAUUGUAAAUGCAAGAAUGUCGAAAGUAAUUCUACGUCCCUUUGUAAAAAGAUGAUGUAAAAAUUAAUUAACUAUUGUUACAUAUUUCAUAGUUGUAUACUACAGCAUCACAACCUCCAAUAAUAUGUCAUUUAGCAUAAGAAUAAUUUGAAUAGUGAGACAGUGCUAAGCGCUUUGAACACGCUUGACUUUAUCUUUUUACUUUUUUUCCUUAUUAUUAAAACUUGUGAUAACUAAUAUUUGUAACAAAGGAAUGUAUUUUUAUAUUGUAUUUUGUGUAAUAACUAUGUAAUGUUUGUUUUUUUAUCUGUAAGGC